Gambusia affinis (western mosquitofish) is the source of this 5123-nucleotide messenger RNA. RefSeq names its product extracellular calcium-sensing receptor-like. Gene Ontology annotation, cellular component: membrane. Gene Ontology annotation, molecular function: G protein-coupled receptor activity. The transcript has 8 exons. The record is from RefSeq and is a predicted model, not a curated record. Lineage: Eukaryota; Metazoa; Chordata; Actinopteri; Cyprinodontiformes; Poeciliidae. Bases 2337 to 4955 code for a protein of 872 amino acids. Gene Ontology annotation, biological process: G protein-coupled receptor signaling pathway.
UUUAAAAAAAACAUACCUUCCACAACUUUAAUUAAUGGUGAAAUACAUUAGUUUAACCUGCCUGUAACAUUACCUUGUUGUGUGAUUUAAAAUAGCUUUAAUUCACACUGCAGUGUCAAACUUGAGCAAUGUUUUUGUUUUGAGAGAGAGUUUUAGCUAAGCACUUCCUCUAACAGGCUCACGUACUUCCUCUUUGCUAAGUACUUGUCAGGAUCUGUUCCUUUUCUGUGUUUAUUUUGAGUUUCUGUGUCUCUGUGUUGUCCUGUCUCCCCUUGAGUGCUCCCAGGUGUUUCUUGUCUCCUUGAUUACCCUCUGUGUAUUUAACCCCACCUGUGUCCUUUGUUCCUCGUUGCGUUUGUCCAGUACCUUUGUCAUGUUUGAGAGCUUUUGCAAAUGCUCUUUGUGCUGUCUGGACUUUGUGUUUUUGGAUUUUCUGGAUUUACUUUCAUCAUUAAACCUAGUGAUGGGUAAAUGAGGCGUCAUGUAUCGUUUCGGCCCAUAGCAAAACUGUAUUGAUACUAUGCCGAUACUGUGUCACUGAAUACUGACACCUGCUGGACAUCAAAAAUCCCUACAGGCAACGCAGUUGACAGACUGAUUUGAUGACCAAGUCUAUACAAUAAGAUUUAAGUCAUUGUAUUUUAUUGUAUAUUAUAUGUUGUAUUAUGUCAUAUCUUCAGUGAAAUUCAAAAUAUAUUUGAUAUUCUUCGAUACAGUCAAUAAAUAAUGCAAACAUGUACCAAGUGAUGAAAAUGAAAGUGAACGUGUUUGGAAUGAGGAUGCUUGUGGACUGUUUGUUUUUUUUGUUUUUUUUUCUCACAAAUUUUCAUUCAAAAAAAUACAUUUUUCCAACAUUUUGAAAUUUAGGCCUGUUCCGUUUUUUGACAACUUCUCCUGCUGUAGAACAUAAAUAUGCAAACAAUACAUUUCUAUGAAAUAGUUUAUAAACCGCAACUGAGUAAUUUGUAGAAUGGCUGUAUACCAGAGUUUAUCCUGGGUGUAUCUGGGAUUUCAUUCUGAUGCCUGGCACUAUAAUGCCUCAGCAUUGGGGAGGUGAAUUUAUUUAAAUAAAACAGAUUUUAGAGACACUGUAUAUUGUUCAUAUAAAUAAAUUUUUUUCUUUUAUAUUUAUUUUGUACAUAGAUCUUUAUGAAUGUGUUUUGCUGCAAAUGUCUUUUUUUUUAUUUAUAGCGGGGUUGUCUUUAUUUUCUUUUUUAUUUAUGGAGGGUAAUUUAAGAAUAAAAUUAUUAAAUGUAUAACUUAAAAGGAGAAAUAUAUGCAACACUUAACCUGCAGUACAUAAUAUGAAAGUAAACUAAAAGUCAGUUUCAGCUGAAUUUGGAUUCAGAUAGAUCAAGUAGAAACUGAAAAGAACCGGAUGAAACAACAACGAAGUGAUAACCAAUACCUUAUUGUCUGACGUAAGAGCAAAAGGGUCCCAAACUACAAAACCUUUCGUUUGCCUUGAGGUUGCUCCAUAGAGUAUGCUGUACCGUAAAAGAUCGGUCACGUGACUUGCUGAAAGCAAUACGCGCACCGACGUAGGUUUUAGUCUAUGGGCUUGACACAUGCGCCGACGCAUCGGUGUUGCCGGACCCAUCACUAAUUAAACCUUCUUAUUCAUCUCACCCUGGGUCUGCUGCCUCUGCCUCACCACCAAAAUCAUGACAGUACUUCCUCUAUGCCAAUGCAGGUAAUACUGACAUUAAACGGAAGGUAUUACAGAAAACUGUUUUUAUGCAAGUUAAAUUAUUCGACUCAACUAAAAGCAAGAGUGAACAGAUGAAGUCCUGUAGAGCAGUGGUCCCCAGCCUUUUUAGUACAGCGGACCGGUCAACCCUUCCUAAAUUUUCUGCAGAGUGGGGAGGUGUGGUUGCACGCGUUGUAAGGACCGGAGCGAAUCUGUUGUUUCUUACUCAUUCUGCUUCAAGUUGGCACGCAAGACAUAACCGACAGCAUUCGGUUUGGUAUUUUCAAAAUAAAAGCUCCUCAAGACUCAAUACUUAGAACGGACAUAUUUAAUUAUUUCUUGCGGGCCCAGUACCAAUUAGUCCAUGGACUGGUACCGGUCCGCUGGUUGGGGACCACUGAUGUAGAGUACAAAACAUAAUUUUAUACGCCACCGAAAAUAAAUAAAUAAUAAUAAUUCAGCACAACCAAGGCGAAUUCAGUCAAUUGAAGGCGAUGCUUUUGAGCCAAUUCGGCCCAAGAAAAAUCAUUCCAUACAUGGUAUCAAAGAUGACUGGUGAUGUCAUACGUUUUCCGAUGAUCACCUGAUCUGUUGCGCGCUGUAAAAGACCAAUAAAACACACCAGCUCCCUACACACACUUGGAGAAUGGAGAUUGGCCUGAGAUUAGCAGUGAGUUUGUUCAACUUGUUAAUUGCAGUUGUUGCUGACUCCUUUAAUGAUGACGUGGAAAGAGCGAUUCAGUCAACAGACGCUCUGAACGGUGCUGGUGUCAGCGCUGAGGCUCCAUUGGUGAAAUGUAGCCUGCAGGGUUCUGCCCGUCUGCCUGCCUUUUCCAUGGAUGGAGACUUUGUGAUUGGAGGGGCUUUCUUCAUUCACUACCAAAUGCACACACUGGUAAACAACUACACCACAAAGCCUGAGCUGCCGAGAUGCACAGGAAGCUUCAAUGCCCGGGAUCUGCGCUUCUCUCGCACAAUGAUCUUUGCAAUUGAGGAGAUAAAUAACAGCACAGAGCUGCUGCCUGGCAUCAGACUGGGUUAUCAGAUCUAUGACACAUGCUCCGCCGUGCCAGUAGCUGUGCAUGUUGCUUUUCAGCUGUCAAACGGUCAGGACCCUGUGAUUUACAAAGGAGAGAACUGUUCUCAGUCUGGAGUGGUGGUGGCUGCUGUGGGAGACUCUGGAUCCACUCCAUCCAUCAGCAUGUCACGCAUCAUGGGGUCAUUCAACAUCCCUCUGGUGAGCCACUUUGCCACUUGUGCCUGCCUGUCUGAUAAACACGAGUAUCCGACUUUUUUCCGAACGAUUCCCAGUGAUUAUUACCAAGCUGCUGCGCUGGCCAAACUGGUGAAACACUUUGGUUGGACAUGGAUCGGAGCCAUCCAUUCGGACUCAGAUUAUGGAAAUUACGGCAUAGCAACCUUUCUUGAGACGGCAGGCAGAGAGGGGAUCUGUGUGGAGUACAUUGAAUCCUUUGAUUGGACCCACCCACAGAACAAAAUCCGAAGACUCGCCGACGUUGUCCGGAGGUCAACAGCAACAGUAGUUGUGGCGUUUGCCGCUCCUGGAGACUUGAAAAUCCUCUUUGAAGAGCUGGCAUGGCAGCCAGGUCCACCUCGUCAGUGGAUUGGAAGCGAAGCCUGGAUAACCGACCCGAAUCUAAUGAGAUUUAGUUUCUGCACAGGGGCCAUCGGUGUGGCCAUUCAGAAAUCUGUGGUCCCAGGUUUGAGAGACUUCCUUUUAAAUCUCUCUCUCUCUGAUGUUUCUGCAUCCUCAGUUCUCACUGAGUUCUGGGAGGAAGCGUUCAACUGCAGCCUGACAAGAGGUGAGAAAAGAGUGUGUGAUGGAACUGAAAAUCUAAAAACCCUUAAAAGUCCGUACACUGAAACAUCUCAGUUAAGAGUUUCUAACAUGGUGUACAAGGCUGUUUAUGCCGUAGCACAUGCCAUUCACAAUGUAAUAUGUGAGGAAACAAAUGAAACCACAAAAUGUGAUAAAUACAUCAGACUGGAGCCCCAACAGGUUUUAACUGAACUCAAGAAAGUAAACUUUUCUCGAAAUGGCUAUCAUGUGUCAUUCGAUGUUAAUGGUGACCCCAUAGCUUUUUAUGAGCUGGUAAACUGGCAGAAGAGUGAGAGAGGAGUUAUUGAGCCGGUAACAGUGGGAUACUACGACGCAUCACUGCCGAGGGGGGAACAGUUUCGUAUCAACAGGAACCUAACCUGGCUGGAAGAUGGAGCACAAGUUCCAGUGUCAGUUUGUUCAGAGAGUUGUCCUCCAGGAACUCGUAAAGUGUUGCAGAAAGGAAAACCAAUCUGCUGUUAUGACUGUAUACCAUGUCCUGAAGGAGAGAUCAGUAAUAUAACAGAUGCUCCAGAUUGCUUCCUGUGUCCCAGCGAGUUCUGGCCUAAUGCAGAGAAGAACAAUUGCUUUCCCAAACCUGUGGAGUUCCUUUCCUUUGAUGAAGUCCUGUCAAUCAUCUUGGCUAUAUUUUCUGUUGGUGGAGCCUUUCUGGCCAUUAUUACAGGAAUGCUUUUCUACCAUCACAGAACAACUCCAAUUGUCAGAGCCAACAACUCUGAGCUGAGCUUCCUGCUGCUCUUCUCUCUGACUCUGUGUUUCUUAUGUUCAUUAACUUUCAUUGGAGCCCCCUCUGAGUGGUCCUGCAUGCUGCGGCACACAGCGUUUGGCAUCACAUUUGUUCUCUGUAUCUCCUGUGUUCUUGGCAAAACUAUAGUGGUUCUAAUGGCCUUUAAAGCUACACUUCCUGGUAGUAAUGCUAUGAAAUGGUUUGGUCCUCCACAGCAAAGAUUGACUGUUGUGUCCAUCACAUUUCUUCAGGUUGUUAUAUGUAUCAUUUGGUUGGUUGUGAGUCCUCCCUUCCCAGUGAAAAAUCUGACCACCUACAAGGAGAAGAUCAUCCUGGAAUGUGCGUUAGGCUCUGCUGUUGGUUUCUGGGCUGUGCUCGGCUACAUCGGCCUGCUGGCUGUGUUUUGCUUUGUGUUAGCUGUUCUAGCUCGGAAACUACCUGAUAAUUUCAACGAAGCCAAGAUGAUAACCUUCAGCAUGUUGAUAUUCUGUGCAGUCUGGAUCACCUUCAUCCCAGCUUAUGUCAGCUCUCCUGGGAAAUUUACUGUGGCUGUGGAGAUAUUUGCUAUUCUGGCCUCCAGUUUUGGACUGAUACUGUGUAUAUUUGCUCCAAAGUGUUUCAUCAUUUUGUUUCAACCAGAGAAAAACACUAAGAAAUUUCUCAUGAACAAAACCUAAGUUAAACCCCAAAGAAGACUGGAAUCAACGGGACAAAAAUACAGGUAGUAUUAAUCUGGUUGUUGCAUAUCAUAAACUAUUUACACCUAUUUGAAAAAGAUUUGCUGCCAUGCAUUAAGUAAACAGUUUGGAGGAGUAGUUUAAAUGCACCCAUGUUCCAUUGUGGUA